This is a messenger RNA of Fonsecaea multimorphosa CBS 102226, 2112 nucleotides long. RefSeq lists its product as uncharacterized. Gene Ontology annotation, molecular function: zinc ion binding; DNA binding. Gene Ontology annotation, biological process: DNA-templated transcription. Bases 1 to 2112 code for a protein of 703 amino acids. The transcript is spliced from 4 exons. The record is from RefSeq and is a predicted model, not a curated record. NCBI's taxonomy places the organism in Eukaryota, Fungi, Ascomycota, Eurotiomycetes, Chaetothyriales, Herpotrichiellaceae.
AUGAACAGUGUGUGCAUAAAUCAUGGCAAGAGUCCAAAAGAGGCCCUCUACCUCUUCCGACAACAAGAACACGGCACACCCAUUUCGGAGCUCGUCCCCGCAAAGUCACAGAGCAGGGGCACGUUCCUGUCGGAAUUGUCAUCAGCGAAAGAUCCCACUCUCCGAAACAUAGCCGACCGCCUGGAACGACUGGAAGUUUUACUAUCGGGAUCUGCUGAAAGCGGUCAGGUCACCAUAGGUUCAUCCGCAGGUGGUGGCGGUGAAAAGCCUCAGACUCAAAUCCAGGCUCAAUCUAGGACGAAUGUCGAUACAACCAGAACUGCAAAACAACUCCACAACGAGACGACAUGGGAGCUAUUAUUGAAUGAUGAACGAGUUGCCGGGCAUGCGAGCAAUUCGAAUUUCGAAAGGCUACCACAGGAUGGAGAAAACAUUCAUAUGACUCAACCGAAUGACUCCGAAACAGCACCUCUGCAUCUUCAGAAGAGUAUAAAAGCUCAUCACACUCUUCCUCCCCAGGCAGAUCCUUGUGAUCCUUUCGACAAGCUUUCCGAUGUGCUGAAAUUCUACCCUGAUACCCAGCUAGCCCUUCAAUUGUGGAACAUAUACGUCAAGUCGGUCGACCCGGUCCUUAAGAUUCUGCAUGUACCGACUGUCCAGACUACUGUUGUUGCAACCAUUCUGGACCCCCGAUCUGCACAACCUUCAACAGUGGCGCUUACGUUUGCCAUCUAUUAUGCCACCGUCACAGCCCUCGUUCACGAUAGUACCAAUAAUGAACCCAUUCACCUACCCUGCGAGGGGCUAACGCUCUUGAGCCGCUAUAAAGCAUGCUUGGACCAACUUCUCACAGUCAAUGACCUCCUGAUUCACUUUGAAAUGACCUCACUACAGGCUCUCGCAAUUUACGUCACCUGUUUACGGGCCCAUGAAGUCGGCCGGCGGGUAUGGGUCCUCAAUGGUCUGGCCAUCCGCCUCGCCAAAUCAAUUGGCUUGCACCUAGAUGGUGCCUGCCUCCAACUAAGCCUCUUUGAAAGCGAAAUGCGUCUUCGUCUCUGGUGGCAUCUAUGUGUGCUCGAGUCUCGUGCACCGGAGGAUCAAGGUUUUCAACCCACAGUUGAUAUCAUGAACCCGAAAUUGCGGCUUCCCUUGAAUGUGAAUGACGAUCAAAUCUGUCCAGACAUGACACACUUGCCAAUGGAGUCGGAUGGUUGGACGGACAUGUCUUUCUUUCUCAUUCAAACCGAGUCGUGCCGACUACUCCACCCAAUUCUGGAUCCUCGAGACCAGCAUCCUGUAGAUGCUCUCCUUAGUAUCACAGAUAAGCGCAAGAUGAUGAAGCAGCGUGGCGAAUAUUUGUCAGCCAAAUAUGACGGGGCGAAAUCCCCUCUAUCGCGCAUCGCAUAUCAACAUCGCGAGGCCGCUCGCAAGAAACUAGAGUUCGUGCUGCAGCUACAGGAGAUUAGUGUGCGACAGCAACAAGGUGCACCAGAUGACCCGACUUCUGACGUGCUCAGGUCAUCUUUCAAGUUGGCCUGCGAUGGGCUGGAGAUUACCUACGUUUUGUUGAAGGAAGGCCUUGCUUCGAGAUUCAAAUGGUUCUUUAACCUGUAUACGCCGUGGUACGCCCUCGCCUACGUUCUGCGCUGUCUCUGCGGUAACCCUUGUGGGGUUCAGACAGAACGUGCCUGGACUUUGAUCGACGAACUCUUCCCUCGUGCAAUGAGUCUCCAUAGUCAUUCGAUGGGGACUCAGGAUGACUAUGGGCACGGCAGGAUUUGGAGACGUCUCAAUCUGAUGCGACAUCAAGCUUUAUCGCUGAGGCGACAAGUCCAGCUGGGCGUGGCCCGUGCAAAGGUCGGGACCCAGCCGGCGAGCAGUGUUGAGCAGCUUCCUUCGCAGCUUCACCCCGAUCCUAAGAUCCCGCUGCCCACCGGCAUGACAGCAACAGCGGAUGGAACCUCCAUAUUCCCCGAAUUAGGUCAAGAGUUCAUGUCUGAUCCGAAUAUGUUUACAUCUCUGGAUCUAGAGAUGCCUGAAAUUCCAAUUUUACCGGAUUGGGAUGCCAUUUUGUAUGGCCGCCUAUACGAUGAUGGUCACGAGAUAAAUUGA